CAUUGGCAAAAUUAUGGAGCCAUAAUCUAAAAAUUGAAUUGAUUUGAAUAAAUUGUCAAUUGUCACUUGCUAAGUUUGUUUAUUGGUCUCUGCUAAGUUUAUUAUAAUUCUCUUUGUGCUAAGUACAGAGUACAGAUGGUAUCACAGAAAAAUGGUAUAGAUGAGGAAAUCCGAAAUACCUACUCAGUGAAUAUCAUUAAUAAUAGAUGAAACAAAAGAAUCCGAGAUAGGUGAUUAAAAGUAAAGUAAUGUAUGCGACACUUUAUAAAUAUUUUAAAGAAAUUACAAGAAUCAAACGAACAGUGAGACUAAUUAAAGUUUAAGCUCUAGUCACUUAAAAUGAACGAAAACGAAGAAUUUGACGACUUGCCGCCUAUUGAAGUAGACUGUUUGAGUCCUAAAACUUCCAAUUCCUUGAAAUCGCAUAAGACAUCUUUCGGUCAUAUUAUCAUAUCACACAUAUGAAUCAUUCGUAAUGCCAGCCGCCGAUGAGCUGGCGUCACAACGCGAGCGCGAGCUGUUGUGCGAGCAGGAACUACGUGCGCUGUCCGCGUCGCACGUGGCGCGCUGCGACUCGAGUGGCUCGGAGGGCGAGGCGGCGCUGGCGGCAGCGGUGCAGGCGCUGUCCGUGCUGGCCGCGCCGACGCCGCCCGCGGCCACCCCGGACGCGCUGUCGACUCGGUCGGUGCUCAGCGCGCUGCUGCCGCACCUGCCGCCCGCCGCCUUCUUGAACAAGUACCUGCACGCGACCGACUACCUCGACGACGCCACUCUUACAGCCCUAACUGACGAUAAGGAGGAGGUUUCGUGGAGCUCGUGCCAGGAGGUGGCGGAGCUGGUGUCGGCUCGGAGCGGCGCGCUGCAGCCCGACGCGCGGUACGCGGUGGUGCAGCUGGUGGGGCGCCGCCUGGCCGCCGCGCCGCGCGCGCCCGGCGCCGCGCGCGCGCGCCUGCUGCGCGAGCUGGAGCGCGCGCCCGCGCCCGCGCAUCGCUACCACACUGAACACCUCAAGGUGUCUGUAGGCGUGUCCAAGCUGCAAUCUCUUUUUGGGCGCUUACAGAAUAACGGCCACGGUCAAGAAACUAAAACCACCAAUAAAUUAUAAAAAAAAAAUUGUUGGUAAAAAAACUUUUUAAUUAAAUGUAUAAACACAUA
Molecule: messenger RNA, 1155 nt
Organism: Manduca sexta (tobacco hornworm)
Lineage: Eukaryota; Metazoa; Arthropoda; Insecta; Lepidoptera; Sphingidae
Exons: 5
Coding region: 476-1105 (209 amino acids)
Source: RefSeq, a predicted model, not a curated record